GGUUGUUGUUUGCAUAUCCACAUCUUCGGUUCGUCAAGUGCGUUGUACGUACAAACUUGCUGUUUCGAAAUGCGUAGAAAUGCAUUUCAGUUCUUGUCUCUACCUUCACUUGCGCUUGCGAAAGUGAAAGACAAAUCACAUGAACAGGAGCGUUAGCGUUGUGUGUACUUUACAGUAAGUAGUAGUUUUAAUUGCUUGUCCAUCCCCGGCGAGCAGGAGCAAGUGUAAGUGAGGUGCGAACAUUUGUACUUGAGACUGAAAACUAGACUUUUUCUUUUGCACUUUUUCCUUCCCCAUUACUUUUGAUAUCAAACGCCAUAGAAUCAACGAUGACCCCUUCCCGCAAAUUUGACGAAUUUUUCAUGUAUUACCUCAUUGUAAAACGAAUCCGAAACUUCGGCCUCUCAUUCGCUCACGGUAUGACUCAACCAAAACUAUCAGCAGUAGCAUGCAGUGUACCAAACUGAAACGGAGCAAGAAAUUGACUUUCAUAAAAGUACGGAAACAACGGGAGUAGAGUUCGCCAACAACAAAACGCACCAGAACACGACUCACGACCAUGCCGCCGCGGACAAAGUCAAAGAUGAACAACAAAAAGACCCCCUCCGCCUUCCUGCUGGUGGCGCUCAACAUGCAGGAUCGAGACCGAAUUUUCGUGCAGUCGGUAAAAAUUGUUUCUUCCGAAAGCAGUACUAGUAAAGCGACGACAACCGCCGAUCAUGAAGAUGUCCCCUCCCGAUGGUCCGGCGAAAGUGCGAAGCAAAACCAAGUAGAUCAUUCUAGUGCCGAUCCAACUUCUGCACCCGGAGGUACUACCGCGUUUCUGUUUUUCCCGACCAGUUCCCUGUGGCCGCACGAGUUCUUGAGCAGCUGGCUUUCAUCAUCGUCUGGCAGAGAUCACGGUCAACAAGCGAGCGAGCAGAAAAAUCUUGACGGGUCCUCGACGAAGUCCUCGGGCACCAGCGGUGCCAGCACCAGUACGUUGUUGGAAACGAAGCAAAACCAAAAGCAAAUCAAGUACGGGAACCUCCGGGGGGUCAGGAACAAGGUUCUUGGGGGACGGGCCACGACUUCUGCUGGGACGGAGCUGCGCGUGGUGGGCAGUGCUAGAGGUACUGGGAAGAACCAAAAAAACUUCGGCUGUUCGUCGUCCGGCGGAGGGGACGAAUACGAAAGCUGUGCAAAAGCGGAAGGAGGAAAAAUUGGCCUCGAAGAAGAACUUUCCAGCCGCGAUUUGGUCGUGUAUGAUGCAGCUGCAACUCCUGGAACAACAACCUCUGCCGUGCCUGCGGGAAUAUGGAAAUAAAAACUUGAACUUUCAUCACGACCAUAAAUCAAUGGCAACAUUUUUUCAUCAUCGUCAUGUUUUUUCAGUAUUCGUGGGACGGACGUCUUGUAGCUCUUCCGCACAUUAAACACGUUUAUCGCUUGCUAUGCAUGAGCAUGACGUCUUGUUAUGCAUGGACUUGAUAUGGGAAUACUAGGUUGUAGUUGUACGAGGUUGUGAUGUAGUGGUUUCUUUUCCCUUGGACAACCCGGCGCCGAAGAACGAGCAGGAGCAGUUGCAGGCAUCCAACAAGGAAGCGACUUUGCUAUCAAGCGUGACGACUUCGACUCUUUCUUUCACAAUAAAUCCAUGUAUAGGUGGAAAAGACAGAGAGGUCAUGCAGGAUUAGAAGUUAAUGUGAGGUAGAAUUUCGGCGCAGCAUUCACUGCCGUGUUUCCAUCUCGCACUUUUUACGAAUACCAUUACUAUUUAGGGCGAAUACAAGUUCUGUAUAUGAUGAAGAUGAUUACAAAGCUCCUACCGCGACUGCAGCAACGUUUUUCAUGCACGGCAUUGGAGAAGAGCUACUCGCAAGAACAGCAGUGGUACCGAUAGAUUUUCUGACCCGUCUAAGGAUUGCAUGAGAGUCGUAAGCGACGGAGAGCAGGAGUUGUAGCGUGUUAUAUCCGCCUCCGCUGCUCUCUCGAGUGCGUUGUCCUUUUUGGGGUUUCGGCAGGCGGCUGACGAAGAGGGAAACGGGGCAGGGUGCAUCGAACGGAUUUCAGAUAUGUUGUCGGGAAGAAAACAGGUUGUAGAUAAAAAGGGGCACCCAAUUUUUUGGGCACCCUAUUGGGAUCCCAAUCAUGGCGCAUUCAAGGAUUGUUAUGUCGCCACGAAGAAGCCGGACGGAGGUGUUCAUUUUUUGGAAGAAAUCGAUGAAAGUGACCUCAAAGACGUUGCAGUGUUCCUGAAGUACGACCAUCGUGCCGAGGUCGACGAGGCAAGACUUCCCUGGCCUGUUACCCUCUUCCCUACUCCAAUUCAAACCGAACUACGAGUAGUUACAGACGGAAGCGACCCGGCUUUGUGGGUGGCCGCUCGCGCGCGCGGGGUUGGCGUGGACACGCUGAAGAAAGUUAUGGCAGGAGGCAAGGCAGACCCACAGACGGGAAGGAAAGAGUGUGUGGAAGACGCGAACAAAAGACCUGAACCGGAGUCGACCCAGCUACCUGUAUCGCUGCAGCAGUCAGUGGACGUCUGGGCCCCUUUUUGCCUGGUGCCGUCGGGGCAAAAUCAUGAAGUCACGCUCUACUUUCGGGGUAGAAUUGUAGCCUACACGCCUUCUGGAACUGAACAAAAAGAACCAGAAACGAAGAAGAUUCUGACCCCAUCCGAAGAUGCCUCUGUUGUCAUUCAAUGGUCACGAGCUCCUCAGACCGGAACUGGUGUCAGGAGGGAUGACGAUGAAGAGUAUCUAUUCGAGUCGACCGGCCUUGACGAAACGGUAGAAGACCGGAAGGAUCUCAGGUACAAGGCAUUGAAGCUUAUUGCAGAGACGCCCGAGCGUCCAAAGGAAGUCACAGACGGUUGCGUAUUGAGUUAAUACUGUGGACUAGAGAUGAUUGAAUAGUUGACCACAGUGCGGCGCUGCAAUAUUAAGCUACGAUUUCCUAUUCCUAUGUAUUAAAUUGAGAAUCGCAAACAACAUCAAACGGGAGAUAGCUGCUCCUUCUAAGUAAUUUUUCCACGACCGCGCCUGCACGUUCUAACCAGGGCGUAAAUUUUUGUUUCGUUUUCUUCGCUUCAUUCCAAAAAGACAGGCACAGCAACACUCAAAUAUUGCAGUUCGACCGAAACAAAAACAUGAAAAGCACAAAACUUAGACGAGAAUCACAAGGGAGCUAGUCCUCAAGUCCACGCCAGCGAUAUUAAUUCGCCAAGAGAAGGGCGAGCAAAUAUUCUGGCGUUCUUGUUCAUCUUUAGUGGACGUCUACUAGAAUGCGUCACUAUUCUUGAUGGCUGCGCAACUAUUUCUUCGAUGCGACCGAGGAGCGAGCGGCUCGCUGCAUCUUCUACAAGUAGUAUUAGCGGUUCAUCUUGUGCCCGACUGCUUGACGAAGUAGAGGACGACCUGUAGUCUCAGUUCUUCUCCGAGGAAGUAGCAAACUGUUUUAGAUUUUCGUCGUGUAAAUGCGAUCGCCGAAUAGUCCGGAGUUAGAAGUCGAACAU
This is a messenger RNA of Amoebophrya sp. A120, 3496 nucleotides long. NCBI's taxonomy places the organism in Eukaryota, Dinophyceae, Syndiniales, Amoebophryaceae. The record is from the annotation of a GenBank genome assembly.